UGACCCAGGGAUCUGUGAGAGUGAUAAUAUUGUGUCUGGCGCGACAAUAUCACGCCGUGUUAUGACAUCCAUUGACUCACAACAAGCGUAAGAAUCGUGACAAGUCCGACUGGUGUGGUGACACUGAGGCGCACUGGCUAACCUUUGAAAGAGUGAAGAUAUCGACUUAAAGAUGAAGAAGGUUGCUUACUGGACGUCCUACCGCAUGCGAAUCGUCGCCGCCUCUUUCCUCAUGUUUAUGUCUCUAUACAUGAUGCGCACGAACAUCAGCGUCGCAAUUGUCUGCAUGGUAAACCACACAGCCCUAGAAGAGCAGGGAUUGGAGGAGAACAGCUCUGACGUCAUACUGGCGCCGGAAUGCGGUAGAAACAUCACCGUGGAGCAACAGGACGGCGAAUUUCUCUGGGACAAAACCACGCAGAGUCUCGUCCUGUCGUCGUUCUUCUGGGGCUACAUUGUCACGCAGAUCCCCGGCGGCAUAAUGGCCAAGCGACUCGGACCGAGGUGGACAUUCGUUGGAUUUAUGUACGUUAAGGUGCGAGCAGAACCCCAUGACCACGCGAUGCAGGCUAGACUAGCGCGGAUGCGUAGCAUUUCUCUGUGCGCAUCUAGUGCUAUACCUACAGGCGUCGCGUUUGCAUGCUACCAAGGCCUGCUAAGCACCUGGGCACCCCCUAACGAGCGCAGUAGGAUGGUUUCCUAUGGCGUCGCGGGCACACACAUUGGCAACGUGAUCACGCUGCCGCUAGGUGGCAUACUGUGCGCCUACGUGAGCUGGGAUUCGAUAUUCUAUAUACUCGGUGGCGUUGGCUGUAUCUCGUGUCUGCUGUGGUUCAUUACCGUCUAUGAUUCGCCGCAGGAGCAUCCCCGCAUCAGUGAGACGGAGCGAGCUUUCAUUCAGCAGUCAUUAGCUGGCCAAGUUCACAAGCGCGAGAAAAUGCACACGACAAUACCGUGGUUCGACAUACUCACGUCUCCGCUUGUGUGGCUAAUGGUAUACACUAGCGCCACCUACACGUGGGGUCUGUACACGCUGAUGACUAACUUACCUACGUUCAUGUACGAGGUUCUCAAAUACGACAUGGCUGCGAAUGGUUUUCUGUCGGCAUUGCCCUACGUGUCGGUGUUCGUAGCACAGUACAUAGCUGGCACCCUGGCAGACGUCAUGAUUACACAUGAGUACUUGUCGAGGACGUGGGUGAGAAAGACUUGGACGGCAAUCGCUCUCCUCGGCAGCAGCUCGUUUCUUGUCGCCGCGAGUCACGUGAGCUGCGAGAGGGCUUGGCUGGCAGUGCUACUCGUCACCGUCGGCAACGUCUCCAGCGGCUUCUGCUACGGCGGCAUCGGCGUCGCCCACGCCGACGUCGCUCCGCGAUUCUCAGCCAUCUUGGUCGGCAUCUUCAACACUGCCGGUUCCGCUUCCGGUAUCGUCGCGCCGUACAUAAUCGGCGUUCUGACGCCAAAUCACUCGGCCGCGGAGUGGCAGACAGUUUUCUACGUCAAUUUCGCCAUACAAGUGUCGGGCGCCAUCUUGUUUGGUGCGUUCUUCUCCUCCGAUUUAUUACCGUGGGCCGCAGUGAAAAGCGACGACGACGACGAUGACGAUACCGCGCCGGCGCCGACGCACAUGUCGUCGGCGCUUGUCAUGCAAAGCAUAUUUCCGCAGAAAUGCUACGACAAUAAUUUAUCGCAAAAUGGGAGAAAGCAAGACACUGAAUCGACACCAGAGGGCGACCGCCUGUGA
Messenger RNA from Priapulus caudatus, 1744 nucleotides. RefSeq names its product sialin-like. Gene Ontology annotation, molecular function: transmembrane transporter activity. The coding region runs from base 173 to 1744 and encodes 523 amino acids. NCBI's taxonomy places the organism in Eukaryota, Metazoa, Priapulida, Priapulimorpha, Priapulimorphida, Priapulidae. The transcript has 10 exons. The record is from RefSeq and is a predicted model, not a curated record. Gene Ontology annotation, biological process: monoatomic anion transport; transmembrane transport.